Molecule: messenger RNA, 1917 nt
Organism: Mycotypha africana
Lineage: Eukaryota; Fungi; Mucoromycota; Mucoromycetes; Mucorales; Mycotyphaceae
Exons: 3
Coding region: 1-1917 (638 amino acids)
Biological process (GO): protein deubiquitination
Cellular component (GO): nucleus; cytosol
Molecular function (GO): cysteine-type deubiquitinase activity; cysteine-type endopeptidase activity
Source: RefSeq, a predicted model, not a curated record
AUGUCCACUUCUAAAGAAACCGAUCGAGGUACAAAAGUCAUUAAAGGCGAGAAGAGCAAAAGUAGCCAGUUUACUCAGCGUAAUACCCUUGCCAGCCUUUUGAAUCGUGCCAUCAAAUUUCGUAAAUCACGCUAUGUUGAUCAUAAACUAGAAGCUUUCAAGCAAAAAUUCGCACCUGUCAACGGUACCACUGGCAUUGUGCAUGCUUCUUCCAGUUUUUCUGCUUAUGGCAAUGACGGUGGUGGUGAAGACUAUCUAGGAGAGAAAAUAGAUGCUAAUGGAUUCGAACGACCUUCUAAAGUACUUUUUAACAAGAAAAAAUUGAACACAGCCUGGAAGGAAAUUUAUCCUGUAGGAUCAGGUCUGAAAGAUCUUGGUAAUCUGUCAGCACUCAACGCAGUUUUACAAGCCCUUACCUAUACGCCGGCCUUAGCGAACUAUUUAAUGGACAGAACACAUAGCUCAAACUGCACCAUGCAGGACUAUUGCUUCGUUUGUGCUUUAGAAGAUCAUGUAAGAGCGGUACUGAAAGGCUCACCGUAUGCUAUUCAACCGCGCAGCUUUGCAGGAAAAUUAAAAAAAUUGUCCAAAGGUUCACCAAAAGAUGCUUUCAACGUUUAUCGUUUUUUUGUUGAACAGAUUCAAGAAUUUUUGUUAUCAGAAAUGACUUCCAAGGAAAAGCGUGUUAAAGAAACCACAGCUCUAUACCAAUUAUUUGGUGGUUAUCUUCAGAAAAAGCUAGACUGCCCAGCUUGUAAUCAGCUCGAAAACAAUUAUGAUGCAUUGCUCGAUCUCAGCCUCAGUAUUAAUAGGGGAAAUUCGGUUGAACAAUGUCUCACUCACUACUUCAAACAAUUUAUAUCCGUGUCUGAUAAAGAGUGCAUACAUUGCGGACACAAAGGCUCAUUCAAGGGCAAACGGAGUAUUUAUAGAUCACCCAUGAAUCUAGUCAUUCAUUUACAACGGUUUGCAAAUGAUACGGAUGUCACAAAGAACAACAAAUACAUUAGGUUUGAAGAAACUUUGGAUAUUUCGCGUGUAAUAACAGAAACCGAGAAAGAGCAUACGAAUAGUAAAUAUCAUCUGUAUGCAGUAAUUACACAUACGGGCGAGACUUUCCACGGUGGCCACUACAUAGCGUAUGUGAAGAGUUCCAAUGGUAUUUGGCACUGUAUGGAUAAUGAAGUUGUACAAGUUGUGAGUUUGAAAAAACUGCUGGAGCAAAAGCCGUACAUGUUAUUUUAUCAUAUGCCCUCUGAGGCCAGCAGCAAAAAGUCAAAGAUUCCUGUAAAGACUGAAAACAACAACACACCUGAUGAAAAGCUAAAGUCUUUGGCCACAAAGGAUAAUACUUCUGAUUUUGAAGAAGAGAUUGCACCUAUAAAUACGCAAGAUAACGUAGAGCAACCAAGUGAAAUGUAUAAUGCAACCAUUAUAGCAGAUGAUGAUACUGACGAAGAGGAAAUGGAAGAAAAAGAUAGAUUACGUCAAGCAAUGGAGACUUCUUCGAGGAAGCAAAAGGUUGAAAACUUGAAUGCUAUUGUGGUUGAUCAGCGUGCAGACAUGAAAACGAAACGUGAGAAGUUGAAUGAACUAAUAGAGAAAGAAAAUGAACUAAGUAAAAGUGCACAAGUGAAAGAGGCCUUAUUAGCAAAAGCCUCUAACAUUCAGUUCCAGGAUGAUGUUGAUACUUGGGGAGAAGAUAUCGGCAGUUCAGUUGAAAAGCGAGAUGAAGUCCUUAAGAAGCUAAAGGGUAAGCGCAAGAAAGUUGAUACAUACAAUUUGGAGUACGAUCGAGGAAAAGUCAAGAAGGUGAAGAAAAAGCGUGAUGAGAAAUUCAACCAACCUAAUCUAUUUCAAAUGGCGGCUGAUAUGAAGGCCCAGCAACAACCCAAGCAGAAACAUAAAAAAAAAUAG